Messenger RNA from Humulus lupulus (European hop), 510 nucleotides. RefSeq names its product blue copper protein 1a-like. Gene Ontology annotation, molecular function: electron transfer activity. NCBI's taxonomy places the organism in Eukaryota, Viridiplantae, Streptophyta, Magnoliopsida, Rosales, Cannabaceae. Gene Ontology annotation, cellular component: plasma membrane. The transcript is spliced from 2 exons. The coding region runs from base 1 to 510 and encodes 169 amino acids. The record is from RefSeq and is a predicted model, not a curated record.
AUGGCUUCUUCACACAUAUUUCUGUGCAUCGUCCUCACAAUUGCGACAAUUGUGGUGCCCUCAAUUGCUGACCCGACUCAUUAUAUGGUUGGAGACUCGGAUUUGUGGCGCCCUAACGUCGAUUAUGUGGCUUGGGCCAAAAACAAAACCUUCAAAGUUGGUGAUACUUUAUGGUUCGUGUACGCCCCUGAAAAUCAUGAUGUGUACCAAGUGAACGGCAGUUCCUUCGGGCACUGCUUAGCCCCACCUGAUGAGGCAGAAGGAUUCAAGUGUGAAAGUCAAGUGAGGCUGAGGACACCUGGAAACAAAUGGUUCCUUUGCAGCAGACCAGGUCACUGUGCUAAGGGCCAGAAGCUUAUGAUUACUGUUAUCAACACAGCUCAACAACCAUCCCCUAAUAACCCCAGCGCUGCACCUCCUCCCAACAUGUACACUUUCGUUGGAUUUUUCCAAUUCUUCGUCUCACUGUCACUCACCAUCAUCAUCGUCCUUCUCAUCCCACUUAAUUAG